Coccomyxa subellipsoidea C-169 is the source of this 1083-nucleotide messenger RNA. RefSeq names its product kinesin-domain-containing protein. Bases 1 to 1083 code for a protein of 360 amino acids. Gene Ontology annotation, biological process: microtubule-based movement. The transcript has 8 exons. NCBI's taxonomy places the organism in Eukaryota, Viridiplantae, Chlorophyta, Trebouxiophyceae, Coccomyxaceae. The record is from RefSeq and is a predicted model, not a curated record. Gene Ontology annotation, molecular function: microtubule binding; ATP binding; plus-end-directed microtubule motor activity.
AUGGCGAGCUCAAGGAAUGGAGCUGUUAACGUCCAGGUUAUACUGAGGUGUAGGCCCCUGAGCAAGGAGGAGGUAGCAAACGGGACACAUCAGGUCAUUACUUGCAAUGAGCGUGCAAGAGAAGUCACUGUGUCCCAUAACGUUGGAGGAAAGCAGCUUGGGCGGUCCUUCCACUUUGACAAGGUGUUUGACCCAGAUUCAGGCCAGGCAAAGCUGUACAGGAUGGCUAUCAAGCCAAUAGUGGAGGAGGUCCUUGAGGGCUUCAACUGCACCAUCUUUGCCUAUGGCCAGACUGGCACAGGGAAGACCUACACCAUGGAGGGGGGUCCGAGGAACAGCGGGGAGGGAAGCAGCGGGGAGCUGUCAGACGAGGCAGGGGUGAUCCCUCGCGCAAUCCACCAGAUAUUCUCCAUCCUGGACGAGAAUGACGCGGAGUACACUGUCAAGUGCUCCUUCCUGGAGCUGUACAAUGAGGAGACCACAGAUCUGCUGGCGGUAGGGGACGCCGUCGACCAGAAGCUCAAGAUGCUCGAGGACAAUGGCCGUGUGGUUGUCCAGGGACUGGAGGAAAUCAUAGUUAAGAACAAGGUGGACAUCUACGCGCUGCUGGACCGCGGCUCGGCCAAGCGCAGGACAGCCGAGACUCUGCUCAACAAGCAGUCUUCCCGCUCCCACUCAGUCUUCUGCGUCACGGUGCACAUGCGGGAGGUAUCAGCUGAGGGCGAGGAAGUCAUCAAGACCGGCAAACUCUAUCUCGUGGACUUGGCCGGAUCCGAAAACGUCAACAGGUCGGGAGCGGUGGACGCGCGCGCGAAGGAGGCGGGUCUGAUCAACAAAUCGCUGCUGACGCUAGGGCGAGUCAUCACCGCGCUCGUGGAGAAGUCCCCCCAUGUGCCCUACCGCGAUUCAAAGCUCACACGGCUGCUGCGUGACUCGCUGGGCGGCCGCACAAAGACGUGUGUGAUUGCCACGAUAGCGCCGACCGUGCAGUGUCAGGAGGAGACGCUGUCAACGCUCGACUACGCGCACCGCGCAAAGAACAUCCGCAACCGCCCCGAGGUGCCCACAACCCCUGUGUUAUGA